Porites evermanni is the source of this 1068-nucleotide messenger RNA. NCBI's taxonomy places the organism in Eukaryota, Metazoa, Cnidaria, Anthozoa, Scleractinia, Poritidae. The record is from the annotation of a GenBank genome assembly.
UUCUAUUCCACAGGCGUAGUUAAGGAGAAUACCGCUGUCCCACUGACAUUACCUAUAAUGAUUUGCACCUAUCCCGGCGUGCCAUACAAGAUAGCUAGACUGAUACACAACUGGGCUCCCCUGAUAAAGCUUGAUCAGAAUGAGGUGUGGCGUCCAUCAGGAGUAGAGCACUUCUUGUCUAACACCAAGUUGGAAGGGUGCAGCGACCAGCCAGACCCCUCUUCGCUGACAAGUUCCAACCUCGAAAGGUGCAACACAAACAGUUAUCUCACCACCAAGGAAAGCCUCAGCUGUCCUUCGUGUACUGAGCCUGUUUUUCUUCGUGGUCAACACCCAAGGAACGUGCCAUUAAACGUCAUCUAUCGACAGCAUGAAAACUUCUUGGAGGUCGCCUACUGGACGUUCUUUCCGUACAACCACGGAAAGAGGGUCUGCCUUGGAUAUUUUCAAAAAGGGUGCUUUCUUUUGGGGAAAAUUUGGGGCCGCUGUCCUUGUGGAGAGAACCUAGGUUGCAUUGAGGAAUACUCAGCCUUUGGGCACCAUGUUGGGGAUUGGGAGAGAAUUACGGUUCGUUUUCGAAAAGUCAAUAACGACUUUCAGAUCUAUUCCAUUCACUUAUCGACCCAUGGUAUCGACGUUACUGACAAGUUCGGUGGAGAAUUUCUCUGGCGAGAUGGUCACUUUAAGAGGCGAGAUCAAACGAUAGCUAUGUAUAAUGGUACUCAUGCAGUAAUCUACUCGUCCGAGGGCUCGCACGGAAUGUGGCCGUCAGCUGGAAGACAUGAGUACAAAGUCCUUCCAAACGGAGACACUCUAGUGGACUACACCAGUAGUGGUGUAAGUUGGUACACCUGGGAAAGAUUAAAACCCGUCCAGUACGAUCCCAGCGGUCAAUACAGCGGAGAGUUUAAGUUCCUGGAGUUUAAAGGCCGGUGGGGAAACAGAAAACGGGGCUGUGGUAUCGUAGGGAUUGUCAUUGGUGAAUGUCAGCUUAAUAAUGGACCAAAGGGGCCUUCUAAUUCAUUCCCUAACUACCAAAUUGAGAAUACGUUGUCAGCUGAGUUGUAG